Messenger RNA from Pomacea canaliculata, 2860 nucleotides. RefSeq lists its product as uncharacterized. Lineage: Eukaryota; Metazoa; Mollusca; Gastropoda; Architaenioglossa; Ampullariidae. The record is from RefSeq and is a predicted model, not a curated record. The transcript has 4 exons. Bases 1 to 1374 code for a protein of 457 amino acids.
AUGGCACCACAAGAACAGGCCGGUAACGACAUCCAAGCGGCAUCACGAAGACAGGAAGAUGAGUGCAUUCAACUGACACUACCUGGAGAAGUAAGUCACUACAAUGAGACAUCACACAAACAUAACGGUCUGUUCAUUCAGACACCACCAAGACAGGCUGACCAGGAUAUUCUGCCGCCAUGUGGACUGACCGGUGACUACAUCCAGACACCACCUGAACCAACAGGUAAAUACAUCCAGACAAAGGCACAUGGACAAGCAGGUGGAUGCAUCUCUCCCACUCCACAUGAGCAGACAUCUCAGCGCAUUGUCGUUCAGCCUUCAGUCCAUCAGCCUGCUAACAUUCUAGACAGUGACGUCAGAGAUGACGCUGGCAAGCAACAAGUCCUCGUCUGUCUGCAGGAGUUUUCUGAACGGAAAAAAGAAGUUUUGGUUGGGAUGAGUCAGCUUACCUUCGGGCACUAUCUGGGGGAACCUGUUUACGAGUGCUGCGACUGCAGCUACCUCUCCCCCAAAACGGGUCCUAAGACUUCUUCCAAACCCACACAGGGCUCCUAUAAUGUGCUUCUUAUUCACCGAUUUAGUACGAUUCGUGGUGUGCGAGUGGAGAGGGGGUCCACCUAUCGUCAUGCGCCGGAUGAAGCGGGUCCUCUCUACAAGAAACACUUUGGGACUUUCUGUGAAAAGCUUCUGAAACGAGUUCAAAAUCUCCAUCUGUGGGCGGCAAGUUGUUACCAUGGACACGCACCCGCCGGCUGGCGAGGGGAACAUUUAACAAGACCCCUCCGGUCUCCACCGGCCGUCGUCAGGGUUGUCAAUAGAGACAACAUUAUCAGGAAAGGGCAGUCUGUCAGAAGGUACAGUGAGCGAGGUGUGCCCGACCACACAGACGGCCCGCCAGUCAAACAAAUACGUCACGAGUUGUAUCACUCAUGUGGCUGGCCAGCUGACUGUGUCACGUGCGGUCGUGAGGUGGCCAGCUUCCUACACAGUCUCCGAGUUGGUGUUACAGAGAAUGUUCACACAAUACCUACGACCAUCGCCUCCACCAGCAACAGGACAACACCGCCGUGCCUGCAGUGGAGAGACGUGCUGAUGCUGAUUGAAACAUCUUUUUCUACAAUUAACGACGAUAUUGCUAUUGUGAAGGAACUAAGAGAAGCGGGUAUCCCAGUGCGGGUGAUGAAGGAUGAUGACAUCGAGGACGUGGCCACGGCCCGCAGUGACGUGGUGUGGGUGACAGAGGAUAAACGUGUUCGUGGUCUGGAGAGAAAAGUCGUCGUCUGUGUGCGAUCCUCUGGCAACUAUACAACUAACUGCCUUCACUCGGUGUCCCGCUGUACGUCCCAACUUGUGAUUGUCAGCCGCUACUAACCGUACCAGUGCAGAUGACACACACACACACCUGCCACGUGUUGUAGUCUUGUGUCUAUCUCUCUUACAUCAACACAUGUCGUUUUCAUGUUUUCUAGUCUUUCUUCACUCCAUCAAAAGACUGCUGAAACAUAAAGUGUAUAAUUAUUUCUUUUGUGACAAGACAUCAUGCUCUCAUAAAAAAGCUUUGCUUCCUAAAUGUUGUCAUGUCCGUGAAUCCGUGUGUUUCAGAUUAUUUUAACCCCUUUGCGACUUACUGACUGCAAGUGUAUGUAAAAUGUAUGAAACAAUAGAUGAGAACAUUAGAUAGAAAGGGUUAACUGAACAGGAUCUAUUUGGUGACCCCGGUUCACCAGUAGGGUUUUGGAGGGAACGAGUUAGAAAAUUAACUCAGGCCCGGGGUACCGAAGGAAGAUGACGAGCCUGAGUCACGACAUGUAAACCUCCUGAGUUGCGAUAACAUAGUCAAACAGGGUAGUGACCAUCGACGCUGGAUGCGGUGUGGUACUGACCCUGGGUGGAUUAACCUCGCAUAGAUGGGGUAUGACAUUUUUUUCUGUUAUUGAUUGUGGAAUUGUAUUAGAACUCACGUAUGUUUCAAAGUUGUGAACACGAACAUAUGGGAGAAAGAUGUGGUACUGAGAAUAUGGUUGAUAUGUAACCUCGCAGUUGUAUAGAUUUUAAUUGUAUGGACUGAAGAACUGGAGCUUCUGGAUAAGGAAGAAUCGCCUCCAGGACCAUUCCUUGAUCGGCUUCACUCCAGCACCCAGCAGCACGUGGGCUAGGAGCACCCGUUAGUCCCCGUUGACGUCACCGUGGAGUACCUGCUGUGACCCAGACACGCCUGACGUCACGGCAGUGUGCACGGCCUGCUGUGUCGUCAAUCACCGGGCGACCAAAGAGUUCUUACCCCAACCCCAACCCUCGCGGAAGGAUCAACCGUUUCCACAGGAAGGGCAUUGGUGUUAUUGGAUUCUAGUUGGCUGUAGAGGGCGACACCCUGAGAUAGCGGGACGAUAAACUAAGUAACGUACACAAUGAUAGCUAGAGCGGUUAUAAGACAGGUAAUUGGACCGGAACAUCAGAACUGGAACUUUGGGGCUAAACAGUAGGAGAGAGUGUGAGGAAUGUAUAAUUAUACUGUCAUUGUAAGCUGUGACUAUGUCGAGAUUGAUUGGGCAGUGCCCCGGAUGUAAACACUUCGCCUAUCGUUAGAUGUUUGUUGCCUUUAGAACUCUGUUGAUGCGAGUUGUUUACAAACAAGUAUUUGUGUUGUAGUCUGUACGUCCUGAGGCAUUCCAUAACGAAGUGAGCAUGAUGUGAGCAGCUCGACAUGUUUAGACCUGAUCUUUCUGUGUUUCACAACUAGUGUCUGCAUGAAUAACACACGGAGUCGUGUUGACUCAAUCUAGGGAUGAACACAGACGAGGGAGUGAAUGGCAUCACACUGUAUCACAGUCUGAAAUAAAUUGUCCUGAAGGACGUA